Molecule: messenger RNA, 1107 nt
Organism: Enterobius vermicularis (human pinworm)
Lineage: Eukaryota; Metazoa; Nematoda; Chromadorea; Rhabditida; Oxyuridae
Source: the annotation of a GenBank genome assembly
UUGCACAAUUACCAAACAACCUCAAUCUACAGCCAUCAUUUCAUUUGCAGCAAAUUUCAACAUGAGAAUAUAUGUAGCUUAAAAGGUGUUUGCUUCGAACGUUCGCCGCAUCUAAUUGUAUUGGAGUUGUUGGCUGGUGGUGAUUUAAAGAGUUUCCUUCGCGAUUUUCGACUUAGUAAGGUAGCUAAUCAGAUGCUGCUGUUCAACAUGACUUCUCAAUUACAGAAUCGAGAAGAGUUGCGUAUGAUAGAUUUGCUAAAAAUGGCAACUGAUGUGGCAAAAGGUUGCAAAUACUUGGCGGAUAAUCGUUUCAUUCACCGAGAUAUUGCUGCUCGAAAUUGUUUGCUAACCAAGCGUGGCAAAGGAAGAGUUGUAAAAAUUGCAGACUUUGGAAUGUGGAUGCCACCAGAAGCAUUUUUGGAAGGAGUUUUUACGUCAAAGACAGACGUGUGGUCGUAUGGAGUUCUAUUAUGGGAACUAUUCUCACUCGGUUAUGUACCAUAUCCAGGAAGAAAUAACCAUGAGGUGUUUUUCUUUGUUGAAGGCAGUCGACUGGGUCCACCAAAAGGCGCUCCAGGCGAUAUCUACAAAAUCAUGAUUGACUGCUGGAGGACAGUUGAUAAAGAAAGACCAGAUUUUGAUGUAAUAAAACUUUUAGCGGCUGAAAAUGCUAGAAUGAGUAUAAGACGUUAUUUAGAAUUCUGGCGUAAUCUCAAAGCUCGUCACAGCUCAAAUGCUCACCGUAGAGAACGACGGCUUGAACACACAUACUUUCGUACCAAAGUGCCACUUUUGAAUAGUUCAAUGCUAUCAUUGGAAGUUGAAAGACAACGAAAAACUGAUAGAACAAAAACCUGUUUAGCCAAGAAGUCAGGGACCAUUACAUUUAGAACACUGGUUUUUUGCCUCGUUUCCGUUCGCUUUACCUACCAACGAUUACAGUUGUUGCUGAAUACAACAGUAACAAAACUACAACAAUUUUUUAUAAAACAGCCACAGAUUUAUAAGAAAUAUUUAAAUUUAGUAUUUAAUGAUCUGUAUAUAUGUAAGUACUGCUAUUUGUCCACUUUGCUCAACUUUAAUAUAAAACAUAUUUGUAUUUUUUAA